AUGCCGCGGUUCUUCACCUUCCUCGCCAUCUUCCUCCCCAUCCUCGCCGCUCUCUUCCUCUACCGCUCUUCCAUCGACCUCCGCGCCCUCGGCCUCCCUCUCACAUGGCCUCUCGCCGCCCACCCUGACCAAGAGCACUCCCUCCACUUCAACCAGGGAUCCGACCAGCAACCGUUCCAGCCCAUCGACGCCAUUGACACUGCAGUCCACAGCGCCCGACCCACACCCUCCGCUCCCGUAGUGCCGUCCCAUGUACCAGACGGAACCUACACUCGGCGUAUAGUCGCCGUUGGUGACCUCCAUGGGGACAUGCCCAACGCGCAGGAGGUUCUGCACAUGGCGGGCGUCGUGGAUGAGCACGGCAACUGGUCCGGCAACGUCGACUUCUUCGUCCAGACUGGCGAUAUCAUCGACAGGGGCGACGACACUAUCAAAUUGUACACGUGGAUGGACCAGCUGCGCGACCAAGCACGGGCUGUGGGCGGGACCGUUCUCUCCCAUCUGGGCAACCACGAGUGGAUGAACGCCAUUGGAGACUGGCGGUAUGUGUACCCCUCGGAACUGAUGACAUUUGGCUCCAUCGCUGCCCGCCAAAGGGAGCUCUCAGUCGGCCAUAUUGGACGUUCAUGGGCAGCGAACUACUCCACCGCCUCUCGUCUCCCCCUCCACCAGCUCCUCGGGCCACCGAACCUCGAUUUCACACCCGGCGAGCCGGGAUACCCUCUGUCUCCGCAGUCGCCCGUUUCUCACGCGGCGAUCUCGUUUUGCCAUGGCGGUCUCGCGCCAUCGUACCCCGACCUCAGCCCCUUCCCUUCGCGAAUCAACGAGCUCGGCGCGAGCCUGCUCAAGAAGCUGCAGCACCGACCUCAGCCGGCCCCUCAUCCCCCAUACCCAUACCCCGGGCUCCCCGCGGACGCCACGCUGGCCGAGCAGCGGAUGUACGGCGCGGACGGACCGCUGUGGUACCGCGGGUGGGCGCUGGACCCGGAAGAGAAGGUGUGCAAGGAGGUGGACGAUGUGUUGCAAAGGACAGGGACGCGGAGAAUGGUGAUGGGACACACGCCGGACUUCCAGAAAAUUGUGUCGCGAUGUGGCGGCAAGAUCAUUAUCAUCGACACCGGUAUCUCGCAUGCUUAUGGAGGUGCAUUAUCCGCGCUGUCGAUCACGUACACACUCACGCCCGAGUCGGACGAGAGCGGAAUGGCACGGUGGUCGGAAAACGAGGUCGUCAAGGCCGUGUACCAGGACAGGGAAGAGGUGUUGGCGAACGAUACGAGGGAGAUCGUGGGGAGCCUACUCUAG
Messenger RNA from Epithele typhae, 1302 nucleotides. RefSeq names its product Metallo-dependent phosphatase. Gene Ontology annotation, molecular function: hydrolase activity. The record is from RefSeq and is a predicted model, not a curated record. Bases 1 to 1302 code for a protein of 433 amino acids. The transcript has 5 exons. NCBI's taxonomy places the organism in Eukaryota, Fungi, Basidiomycota, Agaricomycetes, Polyporales, Epitheliaceae.